AUGUUGCAUAGCCACGGGAUACCUGUGCCCGCGCCGCGUCCCCCCUCGUUGGCCCGCCAUGCCUUGGAGUGGGGCACCGCCGCGUCCGCCAACAUUCCUCCCCUCCGCGUUCGCAUUCCUCCCCUCCGCGUUCGCAUUCCUCCCCUCCGCGUUCGCAUUCCCCUCCGCGUUCGCAUUCCUCCCCUCCGCGUUUGCAUUCCUCCCCUCCGCGUUUGCAUUCCUACAUUCCUCCCCUACGCGCUCGAAUUCCUCCCCUACGCGCUCGAAUUCCUCCCCUACGCGCUCGAAUUCCUCCCCUACGCGCUCGAAUUCCUCCCCUACGCGCUCGAAUUCCUCCCCUACGCGCUCGAAUUCCUCCCCUACGCGCUCGAAUUCCUCCCCUACGCGCUCGAAUUCCUCCCCUACGCGCUCGAAUUCCUCCCCUACGCGCUCGAAUUCCUCCCCUACGCGCUCGAAUUCCUCCCCUACGCGCUCGAAUUCCUCCCCUACGCGCUCGAAUUCCUCCCCUACGCGCUCACAUUCCUCCUCUCCCCCUCCUCGCUCACAUUCCUCCCCUCCUCGCUCAUAUUCCUCCCCUCCGCGCACACAUUCCUCCCCUCCGCACUCACAUUCCUCCCCUCCCUCUCCACGCUCACAUUCUUCCCCUCCCCCCCUGCACUCACAUUCCUCCCAUCCACGCUCGCAUUCCCCCCCUUGCGCUCGCAAUACUCCCCUCCACGCUCACAUUCCUUCCCUCACUAG
Closterium sp. Yama58-4 is the source of this 741-nucleotide messenger RNA. Lineage: Eukaryota; Viridiplantae; Streptophyta; Zygnematophyceae; Desmidiales; Closteriaceae. The record is from the annotation of a GenBank genome assembly.